This is a messenger RNA of Onychostoma macrolepis, 3195 nucleotides long. It is a transcript of the gene man2c1, whose product is annotated as mannosidase, alpha, class 2C, member 1. NCBI's taxonomy places the organism in Eukaryota, Metazoa, Chordata, Actinopteri, Cypriniformes, Cyprinidae. The transcript is spliced from 26 exons. The record is from RefSeq and is a predicted model, not a curated record. Gene Ontology annotation, molecular function: alpha-mannosidase activity; carbohydrate binding. The coding region runs from base 87 to 3182 and encodes 1031 amino acids. Gene Ontology annotation, biological process: oligosaccharide catabolic process; mannose metabolic process.
UGUUAUUGUCAAUGUACUUCCGGGUACAAGUGCAGAGACUCGUCUGCAGCUGAUAUCUUCAUUCAUAACCACUUUAGUUUUUAAUCAUGUACCACCAACCCGUACUGAAAAACAGACGGACUCUACUGGAGCGAGCGGAGAAGUUCAUCUCCGAUAUAUAUUUCACAGACUGCAAUCUUAGAGGAAGACUGUUUGGAGAUACUCAUCCGCUGGAAUCCAUCACUGUGUUCCUGUCGGAGAAGCGUAUUCCUUAUUCAGAAGCCAUCCAACAGAACUUCCAGCCUUGUAAAGUUGGUGACGCAUUCGGACCCACAUGGUGGACGUGCUGGUUCAAAGUGGUCUUGAAGAUCCCAGAGACCUGGAGAGGGAAGGAGGUGCACCUGAGAUGGGAGAGCGAUGGAGAGGGAAUGGUGUGGCGGGAUCAACAACCAGUCCAGGGUUUGACCAAAGAAGGUGAGAAGACCAGUUAUGUUCUGACCGAGUGCUUGAAGGACAGCGAACCUCAUGGCAUUACCCUAUAUGUGGAACUUGCAUGUAAUGGACUUUUUGGAGCCGGACAAGGUUCCAUGAUCGCCGCCCCUGACCCAAACAGGAAGUUCAGUCUUCAGAAGGCCGAGCUUGUUGUUUUCAAUCAAGACGUUAGAGAGCUUCUCACAGACUUUGAGAUGCUUGUGGAUAUUGUCAAGAUACUAGGAGAAGGAGAGCAGCGCGGAUUCCAGGCCUUGUUUACAGCCAAUGAGAUGGUCAAUCUAUGCGAUCCAGCCAAUCCCAGUUCAUUUGCUGCUGCUCGGAGUCUAGCCCAGAAGUUUUUUGACCAGAAAAAUGGGCAGAGUCAACACGUGGUGCAUGCCAUGGGUCACUGUCAUAUUGACUCAGCUUGGUUGUGGCCAUAUGAAGAGACCAUCAGGAAGUGUGCUCGCAGCUGGGUCACUGUGAUCAGACUGAUGCAGAAGAACCCAGAGUUUGUCUUUACAUGCUCACAAGCACAGCAGUUCCAGUGGGUGAAGAGCUGGUACGCGAGCCUGUUCUCAGAGAUAAAGCAAUUUGUGCAGAAAGGCCAGUUUAUUCCGGUCGGAGGCACAUGGGUGGAAAUGGAUGGCAACUUGCCGUCUGGGGAAUCUAUGGUCAGACAGUUUCUACAUGGACAGAACUUCUUCAAGGAUGAAUUUGGACAUUAUUGUAAAGAGUUCUGGCUGCCAGACACGUUUGGUUACUCCGCACAGCUGCCUCAAAUCAUGAAUGGAUGUGGGAUUUCUCGUUUUCUUACUCAAAAGCUAAGUUGGAACCUUGUUAACACAUUCCCGCAUAACACGUUCUUUUGGGAAGGUAUUGAUGGGUCACAGGUUCUCACUCAUUUUCCUCCGGGUAACUCCUAUGAGAUGAAGGGAAAAGUGGAAGAUCUGAUUAAUACAGUGAAGAACAAUAAAGACAAGGGACGAGCCAAUCACAGCGCGGUAUUGUUUGGUUUUGGAGAUGGGGGCGGUGGCCCCACACAGCUAAUGCUGGACCGUCUGCAACGUGUUGGCGACACUGAUUGUCUACCAAAGGUCCAGAUGUCAAGUCCUGAUGUCCUGUUCUCUCAGCUGGAAGCAGACGCAUCCCUCCUGUGCACGUGGGUUGGCGAGCUCUUCCUUGAGCUACAUAAUGGCACUUACACCACACAAGCAAAGAUAAAAUUGGGAAACCGGCAAUGUGAAGCUUUGCUUCAUGACAUUGAGGUGGCUAGCUGUCUGGUCUUGUGUAAAAGAGAGAGCUUCAAAUACCCAGCAUGCCAACUUCAAGAGCUUUGGAGAUUGCUUCUACUCAAUCAGUUCCAUGACGUGAUUCCUGGAAGCUGUAUUGAGAUGGUUGUUGAGGAUGCUUUACAGUACUAUGACGAGAUACGCACCAUAGGGACAAGACUUCUUCUUGCUGCUUGUGAAUCACUGGGAUCCUCUUCUAGGAAGGGUGCAGGAUCCAGCAUAGCUGUGUUGAAUACUUUACCAUGGGAAAGAACUGAAGUCAUAUCCCUGCCAACCGAGGACACUCAAACAAGAUUAGCCUUGGUGAAAGUACCUAGCGUGGGCAUAGCUCAAGUCACAGAGACGGCAGAGCCUAAGGACUUUGUUUCUGUCACAAUGAUGGUCGAUGGGACUAUUAUAAUGGAGAAUGGUCUUUUGAAGGCCACAAUAGAUCAAACGGGUCGUUUGAUGUCUCUGCUUUUGCUUCCAGCAAACAGGGAAACCAUUUCUGAUGGUUGCCUCGGGAACCAGUUUGCUUUGUUUGAUGAUGUGCCUCUGUAUUGGGAUGCCUGGGAUGUGAUGGACUACCACCUUCAGACAAGGAAGCCUGCAGUUGAGGUCAUUGAGCCUGCCAAAGUGGUGAGAUCAGGGGGACUUCAGGGCUGCGUCGCUUUCUCUCUAAGAAUUAGCGGAAAAAGCACUAUUAGACAGGAGAUUCUUCUGGAUGCUUGCUGCCCCUGUAUCAAAUUCAGCACGCAGGUGGACUGGGAAGAGUCACAUAAGUUUCUGAAGGUGGAGUUCCCUGUGCAGGUGCGCAGCCCAAAUGCUACUUAUGAGAUCCAGUUUGGACACUUACAGAGGCCCACUCAUAGAAACACAUCCUGGGACUGGGCUCGCUUUGAGGUGUGGGGACACAAAUGGGCUGAUCUGUCUGAGCAUGGCUUUGGUGUGGCUCUUCUCAAUAACUCCAAAUAUGGAUACUCGAUCCAUGAAAACAUCAUGACCUUGUCCCUAUUGCGUGCUCCAAAAGCACCAGAUGCCAAUGCAGAUAUGGGUAGUCAUGAUUUUACCUAUGCCUUGAUGCCACACACAGGCCUCUUUCAGGAUGCUUCAGUUAUCCAGUACGCCUACAACCUGAACUUCCCGCUCCACGCCUUUCAUGGCGUCAUUGCUGAACCCUGGAGUGCAUUCUCUGUGAACUCUUCUGCCGUCAUCCUGGAGACCGUAAAACAGGCGGAAAGCAGAGAGAAUGCCCUACUCAUUCGCCUCUAUGAGUCUCACGGAAGCAGCGUGACUACGACUUUGUCAACUUCCCUUCCAAUCCAAGAAGCAUGGCAUUGUGAUCUCCUGGAGCGUCCUGAUUCCAGUAUUCCUGUGUCAAAGACCUCCUCUGGAAUAUCCUUAACAUUUAAACCCUUUCAGAUCAGAUCUCUCCUCUUAACUAUACAGAGAUCCAUUUAAUUGCAUAUCGAUU